Babjeviella inositovora NRRL Y-12698 is the source of this 828-nucleotide messenger RNA. RefSeq lists its product as uncharacterized. Lineage: Eukaryota; Fungi; Ascomycota; Pichiomycetes; Serinales. The transcript has a single exon. The coding region runs from base 40 to 693 and encodes 217 amino acids. The record is from RefSeq and is a predicted model, not a curated record. Gene Ontology annotation, cellular component: outer membrane.
UCUCCCAACCAUAUCUUUUCCUUCUUUAACAUACACAUCAUGUCCGCUAACGACUUCUACUCCUCCGGUGACAAUUCCAACUACAGACCACAAGAACAGCAGCAACAGCAGCAAGGUGAAAACGGUGAGAGAGGUUUCCUCUCCACCGUCGCCGGUGCCGCUGCUGGUGGCUACGGUGGCUCUAAGAUCUCCGGUCAGCACUCUACCUUAGGUGGCAUCGGUGGUGCUAUUGUCGGUGCCUUUGCUGCCAACAAGAUCGAAGAUGCCUACGAAGAUCACAACGAAAACAGACAGCACCAGGGUAAUCAGGGUGGUUAUGGCCAGCAGGGUAAUCAGGGUGGUUAUAGCCAGCAGGGUAAUCAGGGUGGCUAUGGCCAGCAGGGCUACGAAGGCCGUCGUGAAGAUCAUGAAGGUCGUCAUGAAGGUCGUCAUGAAGGCCGUCGUGAAGACCACGAAGGUCGUCGUGAAGGCCACGAAGGUGGCCGUGGUGGUUACGAAGGCCGUGGAGAAUAUGGCAAUGAAGGUCGCGGUGGUUACGAAGGUCGCGGUGGUUACGAAGGCCGUGGCGAAUUCAGCAACGAAGGUCGCGGUGGUUACGAAGGUCGUGGUGAAUACGGCAACGAAGGUCGCGGUGGUUACGAAGGUCGUGGUGAAUACGGCAACGAAGGUGGCCGUGACCAGGGUAGAUGGUAAUUCCACCUCUCCAUUCCUCAAGCUAACAACAGCUAGUCAGCUUCAAAUAUUCGCUUUACAUAGCUUAAUCUUUGACAUUGAUGGUCUGUAGAAUUGUACGGAGAUUGACUAUCAACACAGUUGGUUGGGUAGGGA